Molecule: messenger RNA, 660 nt
Organism: Microthlaspi erraticum
Lineage: Eukaryota; Viridiplantae; Streptophyta; Magnoliopsida; Brassicales; Brassicaceae
Source: the annotation of a GenBank genome assembly
AUGCAGGUGAAGGCGGGGCUCUUAUCCCGCGGCGUUUGUGUUUGGAGUUUAGGGAAUCCCCCUUGUAUAGAGGUCCUAGACUCACUGAAAAGGAGUUAUAACCAAAAGAGUGGAGACUGUCCAGACGGCUCUAUCGAGAAUCAGCGCCCAACCGCGCAGUCCGGCUGGCCGAGAAACUAUUGUUUCACGCUCGGCCAAAUCUCGUCCGUCCGUCUGAAGUCUCGGCCAAAGUCCAAACCGUUCGGCCGACCGCAAUCACGACCCGGGAAACUUAAGCCCGCGGUCGGCCACGCCACAACCUCACGCCACAGCCGCGCACGACCAUGCGCGCGAGCCGGGAAGCAACGCCUCGCGGCCGCGCAACUGUCUCGCGUACCACGCCGACGCUCCGUCCGACCCGGGAACUACGUCCCGCGUCCGGCCGAGAGAUUUCAUCGGCCAAGUCUUCAUCCGUCCGACCAGCGGCCGACCACGCAUCCGUCCGGCCCCGACCGUCGAUCCGACACGGCCACGACCCGAUUCCGGCCGAUCGUCCCGACCGACCGUCCCAACGCCGCGGUCGACCCGAAGCCCGUUUUGAAGCCCGAUUUCAUAUUUUCAAGGCCCGGCUUAACCCUAAGCCGCCUCAAAAGACCUAGCACUAUAUAUAUAGCUUUUUAG